AUGCAGUUUUCCUCUCGUUUACUAUUAGGUCUAAUUGUGACUCUCUGUUCCAUUGCAGCAGUUUUGGCUGGUGGUGACGUCAAGUCGGUCGAUAUUUAUGCACCACCUGUUUAUGGAUUGCCGGGUUUCGCAGCCACCAAUGCUUUGAACAAUGCAGCAGCCUAUGGCUAUCAAGGAGGUGCUGGACAGAAUUAUGGUGUCCAGGGUGGUAACUACAACCAAUAUGCUCAAAACACACAAGCUUACAACAAUCAAAUGAACUCUGUGAAUUACAACCCAUAUGCCAGCUAUGCUUCCAACUAUGUGGGUCCAACUUCAUAUGGAAAUCAAUUUGCUAAUCAAUACUAUCAAACUUAUGCUCCUCCUGCAUUGCCAUAUUAUCCUCCUGCAUUGCCAUAUUAUGGUGGUUAUGGUGGUUAUGGUGCUCCAUUCUAUGGUGGAUUUGUGGGUGGUGCUCCAUUCGUUCCUCCAGUCGUUGGUGGUGGUGCUGUUGUUGGUGGUGGCGCUGUUGUUGGUGGUGCUCCAUUCAUUCCUCCUAUUGGAGCUCCAAUUGAUGGAUAUUUGGGUGCUCCAGGUUUCAUUGGUGCUCCAGGAUUCAUUGGUGGACCAGUGGGUAGCGCAGGAUUUGUGGCUGGUGGAGGUGGUGCUGUUGGUGGUGCUGUUCUUGCCAAGUAA
Molecule: messenger RNA, 675 nt
Organism: Naegleria fowleri
Lineage: Eukaryota; Heterolobosea; Eutetramitea; Acrasida; Naegleriidae
Exons: 1
Coding region: 1-675 (224 amino acids)
Source: RefSeq, a predicted model, not a curated record